AUGAGUAAAAAGCGGAAAGCUUCAUUUAAUUAUGCAGCGGCCAAGUUGUGCAAAGCCCGAGUGAUGUCAGUUGGCAACGAAACGGUGAAUUACAUCACAUUAUUCUUGAUGGUGGUUCUUGUCAUCAUUACGACAACCAGUACAGCAGAUGCUUCCAACUACUUUGACACUCAAGGGCCUAAUUUCUCGCAUGAGCCACCAUCGCGCAUCGAAUUCACCAACAACGCCGGAAGCAUUGCCGAUUGUAUAGCACAUGGCAAUCCGCCGCCGAAUGUCGAAUGGCUGGAUAAGGAUAAUAAUCCCAUCACGUCAAUAUCAAAGGUCCGUCACAUACUCGCCAAUGGUUCGCUGUAUUUCCCUCCAUUCGAGGCGGAAGAGUUCAGGCAAGAUGUGCAUUGGUCGGUGUAUCAUUGUGUGGCGACUAAUGCAGUGGGCACAAUCGUUUCCCGGGAUGUUGUGGUGAAAGCAGUUGUAAAUCAACGCUAUGAGCCGGAAGUGCAAAAUCCAGGUGGCUUUAUUGGCAGCAACGUAUUGAUUAAAUGCAAUAUACCUUCGUUUGUAAAGGAGUAUGUAACGGUAACGUCGUGGCUACAGGAACCUAAUUUCAAUAUAUACCCAUCCUUGGAGGGAGAUGGCAAAAAUCAUAUGCUACCGACUGGCGAACUUCUGGUCUACAACAUCACACGCACCGAUGCGCAUAAAGUUUAUCGCUGCCGCACCCAUCACAAGCUAACGCAGGAUUCUGUUGUGAGCAGCAAUAUGGGCAAAAUUCAAUUGACCGAAAUGCGCGAACUCGUGCCACCAAUUAUGAAUGAGAAAUCUACCAGCAUAGUGACCCGUCUAGGCGAUCCUGUUGUUGUGCCGUGUGUGGCCUAUGCCAACCCGAAGCCAGUAUAUCGCUGGCACACGAAACGCCCAAACAAUGAGGAAUCCAUACAACAUUUGUUGGCGACAGGACGCGCCAAAAUUAAGGAAGGCACUUUAAUUAUUACCGCGGUCGAUCGCGCCGAUAGUGGGGCGUUCUUCUGCACUGCUACCAAUUCGGAGGGUAGCGAAACUUUGGAAGUACAAAUUGCUGUUACAUCACCCCUUACUGCCAGCAUACAACCAACCAUACAGACGGUGAAUCUGGGCAAAACGGCAAACUUGAUUUGCAGUAUUUCGGGCUUUCCAAAGCAAAGCAUUAUCUGGCUGAAAGAUGGUCAACCACUGCGUUCAGGUGCGCGUGUGCGUCUGCUGUCUACGGAAAAUAUACGCAUUACCUCUAUCACCAAGGAGGACAAGGGCAUGUACCAGUGCAUCGUGAAAAAUGAUCUGGAAUCUGCUCAGGGUACUGCCGAACUACGACUUGGAGAAGUGGCACCGCAACUAAUUUAUAAAUUCAUCGAACAAACCAUACAGCCUGGCCCGUCAGUCUCGUUAAAGUGCAGUGCUAGCGGAAAUCCAACACCAAAAAUCGUUUGGCACUUAGAUGGUUUUCCACUACCAAAUAACGAUCGACUCAUGAUUGGCCAAUAUGUCACAAUGUUCGGCGAUGUUAUAAGCCAUGUCAACAUUAGUGCGGUGAAGUCGGAGGAUGGCGGCGAAUAUGAGUGCAAGGCAAUUUCGCGCGCAGGUGAAGCAUCGCAUUCGGCGCGUUUAAACAUAUACGGUAUGCCAUACGUGCGCUUGAUGCCGAAAUUAUCUGCAGUGGCGGGAAAGACAUUUUUUCUAAAAUGUCCCGUGGCAGGAUAUCCCAUUGACAGCAUCAUCAUAGAGAAAGCUGAUGGCGUCAGAUUGCCAACCAAUAUAUGACAGCGUGUGCAGAACGGUACCCUUCUCAUCGAGAAUGUGCAACGUACCGCCGACCAGGGCACCUACACUUGCAUCGCCCGCAACAAGCACAACUACACGGCGCAACGUACGGUGGAGGUGAAAGUUUUGGUUCCCCCACGCAUAUCACCAUUCAGCUUCGAAGAGGAAAUCACUGAGGGCAUGCGCACCCAGCUAAUGUGUUCGAGUAGUCAGGGUGACCAGCCGUUCAACAUAACAUGGCUAAAAGAUGGCAUACCUAUAUUGGACAACGCUGUCCAACAAACUCCGAUUGUAAAUAUGCCAAGUGAGAUAGGCGGCCGCUCACAAAGCGGUGGCGGCGGCAUUGGUGGUUUGGGUGGAAAAAGUUAUAGUCCAACAGAUGGCACCCUCACCAUCAACGAGUAUGCACCAUUUUCCAGCAUCAUAUCCAUACACAAUGUGACGUCACGCCACAACGGCAACUACACGUGUCGGGUCAGCAAUCGCGCGGGAUCUGUUGAGUAUACGGCGGUACUAUCCGUUUCGGUCCCACCACGUUGGACACUAAAACCCACCGAUCAGGAUGCCAUACUUGGCAACCCUGUAGCGAUUACGUGUAAGGCUGAUGGAUUUCCUAUACCCACCGUGCAGUGGAAACAAUCGAUUGGUGAUUCAGGAGAAUAUCGUGAACUCAGCUAUGGCAUUGGCAACGGCAAUUCGCAAUCAGUAAUCGAAACUUACAACAACGGUUCACUGAUUAUUCCUAAAGUGGGACGAGAGCACGAGGGCAGUUAUCUGUGUCAAGCGAGUAACGGCAUUGGCGCUGGUUUGAGUACGCUUAUCAAACUAACUGUGCACGUCGGCCCAUCUGUAACGGUUUCAAAGAAGCAGGUUUCCGUCCGUCGUGGUGAUCGUGUCACACUACGCUGCGAAGCUGAUGGUGAUCAACCGCUAAAUAUAACAUGGCGUGCCAAGGCUAACCAUAUCGAUCCGUCUUACGAUAUUCGCUAUCAUAUUAAAGAUUCACCUCUUAGCCGUGGCACAGUUUCGGAAAUGACAAUCCUUCAGACUAUCCUUAAUGAUCGUGGCGAAUAUACUUGCAUCGCUACCAACAAUUAUGGUCAUGAUCGGGCGGUAAUUCAUUUACAAGUUCAGGAGCCACCAAAUUUCCCCGUUAAUCUGCAUGUCACUGAUUUGGGCAGCCGAUCGGUAACGCUGGCGUGGUCGCCUAAUGAUCAGGACUCGAUUUUUAUGAGCAAUGGCGGCAAUAAUAGGGACUCUCAGCCGAUAUCGAACUAUAUUUUGCAGUACAAAAAGGCUGGCGAUGUCUGGCAUGAGCACAAUAAUCAAAAAUUGCUGCCCGGCGAUAAGACAACUGCCCAAAUUGGUUCUCUACGCCCCGCGCAGGCCUAUCACUUCCGCCUCUAUGCCGAGAAUCAUUUGGGUACUAGUGCCCCGAGUGACAUAUUACUCGUCCAAACCGACGCUGAAGUGCCAAGUGGCCGGCCGCAGGACGUUUCUGCAGAACCACUAGGGCCUCAACAAUUACUCAUCACUUGGCGUCCACCAGAACGUGACACAUGGAAUGGCGAACUAUUGGGUUAUACGAUUGCUUACCAGAAGCAUGGCGCACCAGAUAGCGUACAAAAUUUCACUAAAGUCAGCAGUUUAGGUGGCGAAGGUCUCAACGAUUUCCGUCUUACAGCUUUGGAGAAGUACACCCAGUAUGCCAUAUCUGUGUCUGCUUUCAAUGUGAAAGGUGAUGGACCACCCAGUGAAGUUACUAUGGGCCAUACUUUGGAAGAUGUGCCAUCAGCGCCCCCUCAAGGCGUCACCUGUAUUGCACUCACAGCACAAAAUAUACAAAUUUCAUGGCAAUCACCGCCCAAAGAGUCCAAUCAUGGCAUUAUACAAGGUUAUAAGUUGCUCUACGAGCCCGGUAAUAUCGAAUCAGAGUAUGGCACGCGCGAAACCAAGAUCACAUCAGCGCUGAGCACUGUUUUGCAUGGUCUGCAACCUUUCACAAAUUACAGCGUUCAAGUAUUGGCAUUUACGCGUGCCGGUGAGGGUGUGCUCAGCCCUACCGUCUCUUGUACUACAGAAGAGGCGGUCCCAGAUGCACCCGAGCGCGUUAAGUCGGUCGUAAGUAGUGAGUCUUCUGUGAUCAUCAGCUGGUUGCCUCCACGACGCCCUAAUGGAAUUGUUACAAAAUAUAAUGUCUACAUACGUAUACUGGACAAAGGCCAGGAGUUGAAGAUACUCAAAGAGGUAUUGCCGGCAAACAAUCGUCACUUUGAAGCUAAAGAUUUGAUGGUGCGCGAGACUUACGAAGCUUGGGUUACGGCCUCGACGCGUGUAGGACAAGGACCCAGCACGCCAGUCAUCAAAUUGGUGCCAAGCAACUCGGUACCAGCUGCCAUCAUUUCAUUUAGUCAAACAUUGAGCGUCAGUUGGCGUGUGGAUCUUAAAUUAGCUUGCGUUUUCGUUGGCAACCCCAAGCCCAAUGCCGAGUGGAAAGUGUUGAAUGCGCGUUCUAAAAAGCAUUUCCGCUUGGAGGUGAGCAAUGAUAAUACACUAACAUUGCGUAAUAUACAACGCUCGCACGAAGGAAACUAUUCGUGUGUGGUGCGAAAUUCGAUUGGUUCGGAUCACAUUGUCUAUCAGGUAUACGUACAAGUGCCACCAUCUGCUCCAGUCCUGUCCAUAAUCGGAAGCACCACUAACUCUGUAUCGCUGCAGUGGCGUGUGGAAGACAUAGGUGGCGCUCCACUGAGGGGUUUCACAAUGACUUACCGUAAGGAGUUUGGCGACUGGGAAGAGAUACAACUCGAUCGACGCGUUAAUUCCCAUUUGAUUGAAAGUUUGGACUGUGGCACACGAUACCAAUUCAAUAUGGUAACAUACAACAAAAUUGGAACCAGUGAAACAAGUGCAAUUGAAACCGCGAAAACAAAGGGAAAUAAACCAAUCGCACCACAUAAACAAAGCCUGAUACGCUCAAACAUAACAUCCUCAUUACUAGAGCUAUCCUCUUGGCAAGAUGGCGGCUGUCCGAUACAGUAUUUCAGCAUUGAGUUCAGGCGCUAUGGUAUUUCGAGUGAUUGGAUAAUCGUCUCUAGCCGAAUAGAGACACACACACGCUACAUAAUUGGUGAUUUGGAGCCGGGCACCGCUUACAACUUGCGCGUUGCUGCACAUAACAAUGCAGGCUCAACUAUUAAGGAGUACUACUUUGAAACCUUACACUUCAACGGCCUCUCUGCUGAAUUGGAUCAUAGCGAUUUACCCGAAGUGCGCACACUUUUCCGGGACGUACACCUGAUAGCGGUUAUAAUUACAUCCGUAUUUGGCACGAUCUUGGCUAUAAUUGGUGCUUGUAUUUGCUUCAAGAACUAUCCCCGCCAGCUAUUUGCACGGAACGUCGACUCGAUGCGGCCACAUGGCGCUGAUGGCAAGGAUAUACAACAUCGUGAACAAUACUACGGUACGGUACGCAAAUCAUGCCAGCAAUCACCACCUGAAUCGGUUGCUGGGCUUGAACGCAUACCUGAAUACUCUGAAGAUAUCUAUCCUUACGCUACAUUCCAUUUACCAGAACAUGAAAACCAAUCGGCUAACAUACCGCUCAGCCGCAAAGGAGGCUUACCAGCAAUGUACGACCCACGUGGUGGUGUCACCGAUGACAAUACCCUCUCCAGCACAGGUGCCAAAGUGAAACGUUCCGUUUCGACGGGCAUUGGUAGCAGCAGCUCGAAUGCGAAUUUAGCCGGCGGACCAGGCGCAGCGUCGGGCGAGUGUAGUCAUACGAAUACUGAAAAGCGGCAUAAGCGACGCUCAAAAGCAAUCAAAUCUGAGUCGGAGGAGUACGACAGCUUGAAUAGCGAUAGUGAUUUGAGUGGUGAGCGGAUGCGAGAGAGAGAGCGCGAAGAAAGCCGCAGCGGACGAGAGUCCUCGUCGCACUUAGACGAUGGUGGCUUCAAUCCUCACGGCCACAGUCCUCUCGGUGGCGGCAAUGGAGGAGGCAAUAAGGAACGCCUUUCAGUAUUCAGUAGGCCUCAACUUCAUAGUAACAGCAUGGACCCCGUGCCCUUCGACUACCGGCUCUUUGACCCGCCAGCAAAACAACCGAAACCAACAAUUGCCUGUGGUGCACAGUCACAGUCGCAUCUCCACCACCAACGACAAACAUCAUCCACAUCAACAUCCACAUCCACAUCUACCCAAAAUUCAACCAACCAUACAAAUAUGCCCAGCGGUCUAUCCGGUGGCAAAAUACGAUCAAAAGCUGCCGAUACUAAUUCCAACAGCGGCAGCAACCUCCUCCUCUCCGGCGAGUUCCAAUGUUCAACUAACAGCGUCCCCGCCUCGCAUAUUGUCCAGUCGGGUUCAUAUGUCGAAAUUCUGAAGCAUGCCGCACCACAUCCUACCAACAACAUGCCUACAACCCAAACACCACCAAUACAGGCGUCGAAUUCAAAACGCAUAACAGCAGGUGGCAGCGCAAGCAGUAACGCUGUCAUCGGAGGCGCAGCUCUGGCUUGUCACAAUAAAAGCUAUGGCGACUUUCUAACCAUUACGCCACGUCGCAAAGGAAAGCUGCUCUCGUCCGGCUAUGGUGACAAACAUGGCGGAGCUGGUGGUGGUGCUAUCGAAGGCAGCAAUCAGGAUAAUUAUCGUCAUCACCUACCAACCAGCAUUGAGCCGCUUCAUCUAUUAGGCAUACCCAACGACAAUAUGUCCACUUUCUUUGACUAUCGCGCCAUGGAGACAUUGAGCAAUGCUGAUACGUUGGCGAUUGGCAGCAGUCUCUCUGGCCAUGCACACGGCAAGGGCAAAACAUAUGACCCCAGUAUAUCCUGUCUGAAUGCAAAUCACUAUGGUGAUCCCACACAGAGCAGUAGCACAGGAAUAUCCGAUGAAUUCCAUAAUAUAAUCAGCGAAAAAAAUCUGAGUCCUCCUUCAGCCUUCAGUGACAAUAACAGCUGUCUCCCAAAGGGUAAGGUCUAAAGGCUAUAGGCGGCAAUUCAAUGAAGAUCAUAUCAAAAUUUCGUUAAAAAUUGAAUAUCGCAUGAUUCUAAACGCCGAUGCGCUUACAAGUUUUAAUGUUAAGGAACUGAAGAAUUCUGCAUAUCAAGAAUCGAGAAUCGAUGUAGCGAAUAUUAGAAUUACUCUAAAAACAAUGGCAAGAAAACAAAACAAAACAGAAAAAAAAAACAAAAAAAAAUAAACCGAAACGAAACGAAGAAGAAACUAAGACUUUACUGAAGCAUUUAAAAACAAGACAAAUAUAAAUUUGAAUUAUUACAAAAACAAAACCAAGAAAAACAAACUCAUGUAGUGCAUAAAUAGAUAUGUUUGCACUCCUAAUAUUAUUAAACGACUGGUUUGAUUUUAAGAUCACAGAAAAACGUCACAUAAAAAUGUGCUACAAAAAUAGAUGAAGCGUUGCAUAGACCGCGACAGCCACAAGUUGAACUAUUAUACACACUUAUAAAGAUAUGUAAAUGGUUAUGUUUGUAUGUACUAAACUAAUCUGUGUAAAUUAAUUACGAUAUAUUAUAAUUGUAGUAAGUGGAGCAAUAGUUAAAUUAAUUAGGUGUAAAAGUUCUAAUUCCUUCAUAGCGGCGAUCUCAAAGUGUGGGGAUGCUCGUAUUGGAAA
Anastrepha obliqua is the source of this 7432-nucleotide messenger RNA. RefSeq names its product cell adhesion molecule Dscam2-like. Gene Ontology annotation, biological process: cell-cell adhesion. The transcript has 24 exons. Gene Ontology annotation, molecular function: protein binding. Lineage: Eukaryota; Metazoa; Arthropoda; Insecta; Diptera; Tephritidae. The record is from RefSeq and is a predicted model, not a curated record.